UUGGUGCAGCCCAUGUCGUGUUCGGGAGACGGGCGAGCGGGGCGGGGCAAAAGGCUGGCUGGCGAGGUGGUGCUGUCAAAGCACAGGCGUUUCGGUCCAGCGCUUGCCGAAGAGAGCCCUUUCUACCCCCGCCCCGCGAGGCUCCCUCCCGUCGGGUCCCCGAGACGCUCACAGCCAUGGACGCCCACCGCUGGCUGCCGCUGGAGGCGAAUCCCGACGUCACCAACCAGGUGAGCAGCCUUUUCGUUUCCCUCAAACCCCAGUUUCUCAGACAGCUAGGUAUACAUCCUAGCUGGCAGUUUGUAGAUGUGUAUGGUAUGGAUGCAGAACUGCUUAGUAUGGUGCCAAGACCCGUGUGUGCUAUUCUUCUACUCUUUCCAGUUACAGAAAAGUAUGAAACUUUCCGAACAGAAGAGGAAAAGAGAAUAAGAGCUCAGGGUCAAGAAGUCAAACCAUCAGUAUAUUUCAUGAAACAAUCAAUCAGCAAUGCCUGUGGAACUAUUGGGCUCAUUCAUGCUAUUGCAAACAACAGAGAUAAAAUUAACUUUGAGGCAGACUCUUCACUAAAGAAGUUCCUAGAUCAUUCAACAGAUAUGAAUCCUGAAGAGAGGGCCAAAUACCUUGAAACCUACGAGGCUAUUCGUGUUACUCACGAAACCAGUGCCCACGAAGGCCAGACUGAGGCACCAAGUAUAGAUGAGAAAGUAGAUCUUCACUUCAUUGCGUUAGUAAAUGUUGAUGGCAAUCUCUACGAAUUGGAUGGACGGAAGCCUUUCCCGAUAAAUCAUGGUCAAUCAAACAGUGACACAUUUUUAGAGGAUGCCAUAGAAGUUUGCAAGAAAUUCAUGGAACGUGAUCCAGAUGAAUUACGAUUCAAUGCAAUUGCUUUAGCAGCUGCUUAAAUUAUUCUUAUAUGAUGGGCAAAAUAUGUGUUUCUUCUAUGUAUUACAAUAUAAAAUUCUUGUCAUAAAUCAGUGAUGAUCAAAUUUUGAUACUCUAGGUAACAUGUUAGUGCAUAUUAAACUUCAGAUUUGUCCUGUA
Pogona vitticeps (central bearded dragon) is the source of this 1041-nucleotide messenger RNA. It is a transcript of the gene UCHL3, whose product is annotated as ubiquitin C-terminal hydrolase L3. Gene Ontology annotation, biological process: ubiquitin-dependent protein catabolic process; protein deubiquitination. Lineage: Eukaryota; Metazoa; Chordata; Lepidosauria; Squamata; Agamidae. Gene Ontology annotation, cellular component: cytoplasm. The record is from RefSeq and is a predicted model, not a curated record. Gene Ontology annotation, molecular function: cysteine-type deubiquitinase activity.